CACAAAUUAAGUUUCUAAUUGAUCGAAUUGGACAGCGCGAGGCGCACUACCCGUCCCGAAUAUCAAUCAGAAGAAAAUUCCCUCGCGCGUGCCUCGUCCGUUCUUGCGCGAACAGGAUGUAAGUCAUCCAACGAUGGCGAGGACAGCAAGGUAGACGACAAAAUCCAUCGGCGAUACCUGUCGCAGAAAAGUUUUUCCUUGACAUCCGACUCGAAGUAAACACACACGCAGAUAUCUCGUUGCGGCAACUCGAACAGCGCAGAAUGUCGCAAAGAGGAUGUCUUUUGCUGCUGCUGCUCGGUCUGGCCGUGCUGAGAGAGUCGUCAUUUACAUUUAGCGAUACCGUUCACGAGGGUGAAUCUUCUCACCAGACACCGCAUCACAGGCAGAAGAGGGUCUUGUGGUUCACGAACGAUGGACGGAUUGCGUUGCCACCCGGCACUGUCAUGACGAUCACGCCGACGUUGGCGUUGCCCUUCGUCCGGCAUCCUCCUUACGGUUUUCUCAGCAACAUGACCAUCAGCCUACCGUUCACGAUUGACUUUGACAAGCUGGGCCUGACGGAUAACGAAAAUCCAUACGGCGCUCUGCCGCCAAGUUUCGACAGGAAGCUGAGGAGUCGGCAGGCCGGCAUGAUGAUGGCUGACUUCAUCGCGGCGUUUAUCAAGCGUAGAUUACACAAGCGAGACAUAACAGAGGUGCCAAAAAACGCGUUCCAUGGCGGCGAGCGAGCCCUCCUUUAUGGCACUGCCGAGGAUAUGCUGUCCACGCUGGGAAUGAAUGGGAAGGCGUGCCUAUUGAGGGCAAUCUGCGAGGUCCAAGGACAUCAUCUGAAUAACUUUGGUCUUAUCGGCGAGAUGCUGAAGCUAUUCUUCACCGCCAGCCGAUCGCCGUUUGCAAAUCUCCUCAAAGAAUACGUCGAAGCGGAAAACCGUGGGAAGUCUCACGGCGAGUGCUGGCCUUACUUCAAGGACUGUCCAAAAUCUUUAUUCCUGCCAUCCGAUAACAAGUAUCAAAAAGAUUCGUUACACGACGAGGAGAAUGAGGAAGACGAACAUUGGAAUCAAAUCUCCACCGAUCUCGACGAAGAGCCCCUCACGAGGAUAUCAGGGCAGAACACAAAGGACGCCGUACAUCCCAUGUAGUUUUAUAAUUACUGUAUGUAGUUGUACAAUUAUAAUUGUUCUCGGUGGUCCGCGCGCGACCCUUUUUCCCCCCCGAGCACAGAUUCUUUAACGAAUUCAGUUGAAGUAAAGUUAGAACUCUGUCUUAAAGAACGAAGGGGAGUCGACUUGUUCUCGUUAUCGAAGUUAAUUGCAUCUUUAUUCAGCCCGUAGUUGUCAAAUUUGCAUAAGAAAAAAUACCGUUUAAUUAAAAUAUAAAUCAGAAAUUAUAAUUAUCGCUAAUUAACGCGCUGUAAAUAUAUUCCGAGACGUAGAAAAAAAUUCGUAGAUUUUUGUAAAGGAAGCCUGCUAAUAAACAGAUAACAGAGCGGCUGCGUGACAAAGAGAUUAUCAUUAUCGUGAUCAUAACGAUGAUAAAUUGAAUUCUC
Mycetomoellerius zeteki is the source of this 1552-nucleotide messenger RNA. RefSeq lists its product as uncharacterized. The coding region runs from base 264 to 1145 and encodes 293 amino acids. Lineage: Eukaryota; Metazoa; Arthropoda; Insecta; Hymenoptera; Formicidae. The transcript has 5 exons. The record is from RefSeq and is a predicted model, not a curated record.